Molecule: messenger RNA, 1149 nt
Organism: Colletotrichum acutatum
Lineage: Eukaryota; Fungi; Ascomycota; Sordariomycetes; Glomerellales; Glomerellaceae
Product: P-loop containing nucleoside triphosphate hydrolase protein
Exons: 1
Coding region: 1-1149 (382 amino acids)
Biological process (GO): mitochondrial translation
Cellular component (GO): mitochondrion
Molecular function (GO): GTPase activity; GTP binding
Source: RefSeq, a predicted model, not a curated record
AUGCUGCUCCCGACCGCCGCGCGCCGGAGCGCAACCACGGCCACCACCGCCGCAUUCGCGCCCCGCCUCCGCUUCGACGUCUCCGAAUCCAUCCCCCGUUCCUACUACCUAGGCCACCACCACGCCGCCCUCCGCGAAAUCUCCUCCCGCCUCUCCGACGUCGGCCUCGUCCUCGAGUGCCGCGACUACCGCGUGCCCCUAACCAGCUGGAACCCCGUUCUUGACCGCGCCAUCGCCGGCCGCGAGCGCAUCGUCGUCUACACCCACCGCGACCUCGGUGCCGACAGCCCCGCCUCGGUAGAGCAAGCCCUCCGCCGCUUCCACAAUGGCUCCGGUCGCUCCGUCACCGGCGGCGGCGGCGGUACCUCCACCACCCGGCAGCGCGUCGUCUUCUGGCGCAAAGAUGACCCCGCCACGACCAAACAACUCCUCUCCGAGAUCCGCAGCGUCGCCCGCUCAGUCGACAGUCUAACCGGCAUGCGCGCCCUCGUCGUCGGCAUGCCCAACGUAGGCAAAAGCACCCUCCUCAACAAGCUCCGCGUCCACGGCAUGCAUAAGAAACAAUCCGUCGCAAAAGUCGGCGCACAACCGGGCGUGACGCGCAAGCUCUCCUCCCCCGUACGCAUCCUCGAUUCCGAGACCAGCAGCGCCGGCGUCAGCAAUGACAGCAUGGGCCUAGGCGAAGGCGUCUUCGUCCUCGACACACCCGGCGUCUUCAUGCCCUUCGUCUCCGAAGCCGAGAGCAUGGUCAAGCUCGCCCUCGCCGGCUCCGUAAAAGACGACCGCAUCCCCAUGGAGAUCCUCGCCGACUACCUCCUCUACCGCCUCAACCUCGUCGACCCGGGGGCCUACGCCCGAUACUCGGAGCCCACGAACGAGGUCAACGAAUUCCUGACGGGCGUCGCCCGCAGGACGGGCAAGCUCAAGAGCGGAGGGGAGGCCAACGCCGACAGCGCCGCCGACUGGAUCGUCAAGCAGUGGAGGGUCGGGAACCUCGGCAAGUUUGUGCUCGACGAUAUCACCGACGAGGCCUUCAAGGACAAGGAGCUAGCGAGAGAAGGUCAGGGCCCGCUCAGCAUGAACCAGGCGCGGAGAAAAGAAAAGGAAGCGAGAAAGGAGCGGGCAAUGAACAAGAGCAAAGCGAUUUAA